UUGGUGAACUUAUAUGAUUAUCUAAAUUUUAAGGUGGUACUCCACAAUUACCAGAGAUUCCAUAACUUCUCUUUUUUUGAAAAAAAUCGUACUCCACUAGUUCCUCUGCGAAGUUGGACGAAAGGUUCUUCUAUAGAAAAUCGUAGUCACACUUUCACAAGCUAUACUUCAAUCAUUGGCGACAAAUGUGAUGUUUGUGCCCGCUGGAUUGGUAUUGGAGGUAAACCUGCUAUCAAAUGUAGUGACUGUAACUUGCAUCUACAUAAGGCUUGUACUAGUCGGGCUCCUGUGCCAUGCCUACCGUAUAUUCCAACACCCCGUACUCCAGGGAAGCAAAGGCCGAGACUAAAAGAUUUUUGUCCUGAUUCCCAACCAAUGAUUCCCAGUUUAAUAAUUCACUGUGUUCUAGCUUUGGAAAAGUACUUUAUUAAUUCGGAAGGUCUUUAUCGUGUGCCAGGACAAGAGUCACGUAUAAUAAGGCUGUUAAACGAGUUUAAGAAUACACGGUUUCAACCGAGGCUAAUGUUCCAGGAUCCCGAAACUAUAACUGGUUGUAUCAAGCGUUUCUUAAAGCAAUUAAGGGACUCGCUUAUUCCCAGUUCAUCUUGGGAUGAAUUUGUUAAUGCUGCAGUACAGAGAAGUCAAGGCGACAUUGACAAAUGCGUUAAUGAUUUACCUAUUCCUAACCGAGACACUUUGGCGUUCUUGUGCAGCCAUUUUCAGAGAGUUUGUGAGAACAGUAAGAGAAAUAAAAUGACUCCUGAAGUUCUUGCACGUAGUGUUGCGCCAACAGUCGUAGGACGGUCUCCUAUGCGUGCCACAAAUAUAGUACAGGGUAACGAUGAAGCUUCAAAGCAGGUAGAAUUAAAAUUGAGUAUCCCUUUAGUCCUUUAUGUAUGCUUUGUUUAUUUCUGUUCACUUAUUGGCUUAAAUUUUUUAAUGUUUAUUCGCAUGAAUUUUCAACUAUUUGGUUCCUGUUAAAA
Enterobius vermicularis (human pinworm) is the source of this 983-nucleotide messenger RNA. Lineage: Eukaryota; Metazoa; Nematoda; Chromadorea; Rhabditida; Oxyuridae. The record is from the annotation of a GenBank genome assembly.